Messenger RNA from Labrus bergylta (ballan wrasse), 1932 nucleotides. RefSeq names its product toll-like receptor 5. NCBI's taxonomy places the organism in Eukaryota, Metazoa, Chordata, Actinopteri, Labriformes, Labridae. Gene Ontology annotation, molecular function: protein binding. The record is from RefSeq and is a predicted model, not a curated record.
AUGUGGCUGCGGGGUCAUCAGGUGGUCAUCGUCUGUGUUUUGCUGCAGGUGCCGGGAUGUUUCCCAUCAUGCCUCAUUAUGGGCUCUGUAGCAAACUGUGCCUCAAAGAACCUCCGCUCAGUUCCUCCCCUCCCUCCACACAUCACCCACCUCUACCUGGAGAUGAACCGCAUCGCUGAGAUCAACUCCACCUCCCUGUCCGGCCUGGAGGAGCUGCAGGAGCUGGACCUCGGACAACAGGUCGUACCUCUUGUGAUCAGGAACAACUCCUUCAUCGCACAACGACGUCUCAGGAAGCUGGAGCUCGGUUUCAACCUCGGCCUUCGACUGGAGCCUCUUGCUUUCGCAGGACUGUCCGGUUUGAAGGAUCUCCGUCUGUAUUACUGCUCACUCAAAGGGUCAAUACUUGAGAGGAACUUUUUGGAGCCACUGUCCUCCUUAGAGACUCUUGAUCUCUUUGGAAAUCAGAUAAAAAGACUCAAGCCUUCAAUGAUAUUUGCAAACAUGAAGAAUUUGAAAGUUUUGAAUCUCAAGUUGAAUCAAAUCAACCAAAUAUGUGAGUCUGAUCUGGUUGCUUUUAGGGGAAAGCACUUAGAAUAUCUGAAUUUGAACUCUGUUUAUCUGACCGCAAUGUCUACUAAAAGUUUCGACUGGAAGAAAUGUGGGAAUCCUUUUAGAGAAGUGUCCUUCAAGAUACUUGACUUGUCCAACAAUGUGUUUAGCAUUUCAAAAGCAAAGCAGUUUUUCAGAGCCAUUGAGGGGACUAAGAUCAGUCAUCUCAAACUUUCUGGACCAAUGGGUAGAGGACUGUCCUUCAACAAUUUCAAUGAUCCUGACGGAAACACAUUUGAAGGCCUGAGAAACAGUUCAAUCCGCAUUUUGGAUAUGUCAAAAAACAGGAUCUUUACAUUGCAACAGGGGGUUUUCGGUCCGCUGAAAGAGGUCGCAAUAAUCGAUGUUUCCCAAAACAAGGUGAACCAGAUCCAAAAAAAGGCCUUUGAAGGUCUUCAGGAACAUUUAACAAUGCUCAACCUGUCUCACAACCUGCUGGGGGAAAUCUACUCUCACACUUUUUCUUCCCUGACAAACAUGCAAGUGUUGGAUUUAUCUUACAAUCACAUUGGUGCUCUUGGUUAUGACUCAUUUAGAGGACUUCCAAAUUUGAAAAAACUACUUCUAACAGGAAACUCUUUGCGAAAUCUCGGCUUCCCUGCAUCUCUCCCAUGCUUAGAUUUGCUUCUGUUGAAUGAUAAUAAGUUGGAGCCCUCAUCUGUGAGCAGUAUCACACGCUUUGCCAGUAAUAUUAUAUAUCUGGACGUUCAGGACAACAGAUUGACAGAUCUGGGGGAUGUUUUCACCUUUCUGACCGAGCUCAGACGCCUCAAGGAACUCUACAGCGGAGGAAACAGAAUCAGAUUCUGCAUGCUCGGUAGAGUUUCAGCGAGUCGUUUGAGUAAUGUCACAAACCUGGAUCUUCACGGCAGCGCUUUGCAGUCUAUCUGGUCUCAGGGGAGAUGCUUGAAUCUGUUUGACAAUCUCCAACAUGUGCUUGGUCUUAAUUUGAGCUUCAACGCCCUGCAGUCUCUUCCUCAAGACGUUUUCAAGGGUCUUACCUCAAUGGUGGAGCUCGAUCUCUCAUCCAAUUCCUUGACUUACCUCCGAUCUGAUGUGUUUCCCAAAAGUCUCAAAAUUCUCCACCUGUCCGACAACUUCAUAGCCUCCCCAGACCCGGACGCUUUCCGUUUCCUCAGAUACCUCAACCUUGAAGCAAACCGCUUUCACUGCGAUCAAAACCUGAAGAACUUCCUGACCUGGCUGGGAGCGACAAACAUCACCUUCCUAAAUCCAGUUCAAGAGCUCAGGUGUGAAUUCCCUUCUGGUUUCUAUAAAGUUCCUCUGUUAGAGUAUUCUGUCCAGGUCGUGCAGCAGUAA